UAUCGCACCGCCAUCGUCAGCUCCAAUAAGUCGUGCCAAAAGCUCAUUACACGUAUGCGUAAUGCAUGCGUUGUUGUGCAUUUAUUUCCUCUCUUCAACUGCUUCCCUUUUUUGUCUCGUUUCAGAAACUCCAGUCGUCUACUCGCACCUCCUUUCAACUUGUCGUAUAUAUAUAUAUAUAUAUAUAUAUAUAUAUAUAUAUCAUUUCUUCUCCCCUCUUCUAUCCCUCUGCCGCUACCUACAUUGAACACUGAAAGAAAGGGAAAGAGGACAGUUGAUGUUUUUGAUUCACGAAAAUUGACAAAGAAUCUCGAGAUCGUCUUUUUCGUAUUCAAUCCAGCCCUUGUCUCCAGCAACUUAGCCAAAACAAUCACAUCUGAAAGCAUGAAAAAAUUGUGGUUCAUGCCUAUCAAUAUUCUCUUCACCUUUAUUAUUGGUUCAAUUCUUGGUUGGGCAGUCAUUCAAAUUACAAGGCCUCCUCAACAUCUACGUGGACUGGUUGUUGGCUGUUGUGCUGCAGGAAACUUGGGCAACAUGCUUCUCAUUAUCAUUCCAGCUGUUUGUAAAGAGAAAGGGAGCCCUUUUGGGGAUCCUGGUGUUUGUCACACAUAUGGAAUGGGCUAUGCUUCGCUUUCGAUGGCGGUAGGGGCGAUUUACCUAUGGUCUUAUGUUUAUAAUAUCGUGAGAAUAUCGUCAAGUAAGAGCUCAAAGGAAGUUGAGAUUAAUGAUUCUUCCGCCAGUAGAUCUCCGAGAGAAAGCUCUAUAUCACAACUUGGGACAUCAGCAGAAUCACUACUUCCAUCAAAGGCCUUCAAUGGAUCCGAGUCCCCACCUGAACAGCUUGAGCUGCCUUCCACUAGAUUUGAUCACAAAGCUCAGAUGCAGCCUGGGACUAAAUUUAAGCAGUACAUGGAGAUUAUUUCGAGGAAGAUCAACCUGAAGAGGUUAUUAGCCCCUUCUACCACUGGAGCGCUUGCAGGUUUUAUAGUUGGACUUAUACCUCAGAUAAGAAAGCUGAUGAUUGGUGAUGUAGCGCCUCUUCAUGUGAUCGAAGAUACAGCUAUUUUACUUGGGGAUGGAGCCAUCCCACUUCUAACGCUGAUCAUGGGAGGUAACCUUUUGAAGGGUUUGACGGGUUCAGGAAUUCAGAAAUCCCUGUUGGUUGGCAUUAUUGGUGUCAGAUAUAUUGCCCUCCCUCUGAUUGGUAUUGCUGUAGUCAAAGGAGCUAUUCACUUGGGCUUGGUGCAACAUGAUCCGUUAUAUCAAUUUGUUCUUCUACUUCAAUUUGCACUUCCACCAGCAAUGAACAUUGGCACCAUAACACAGUUAUUUGGAGCUGGUGAGAGCGAGUGUUCAGUAAUUAUGUUUUGGGCUUAUGCAUUGGCUUCAGUAUCGCUUACUCUGUGGACUACAUUCUUCAUGUGGCUUGUAGCUUGACUUCAUUUUUAUACCAGACCUAUUCAAGUUUACAUGGCAUGUGCAACGUUCUAUUUGUCGAAAUCACAGACUCGAAACAAACCAAAAUUCGCAAAAACUGGAAUUAAAAGUUUAACCAUGUUUUCAUUGUCAUAUAGUCCUAAUAACAUUAUUGGAGUGGAGAAGUGGA
This is a messenger RNA of Nicotiana attenuata, 1606 nucleotides long. Its product is annotated as protein PIN-LIKES 3-like. Gene Ontology annotation, biological process: endoplasmic reticulum to cytosol auxin transport. Bases 55 to 1437 code for a protein of 460 amino acids. The transcript is spliced from 9 exons. Gene Ontology annotation, cellular component: membrane. The record is from RefSeq and is a predicted model, not a curated record. NCBI's taxonomy places the organism in Eukaryota, Viridiplantae, Streptophyta, Magnoliopsida, Solanales, Solanaceae.